ACGCUUUAACGUGCUCGUUAGAGAGAGAGAGAGAAGAAGAAGAAGAACCAAACCAAAAAAGUGAAAAACCAAGACCCUUUAGAGAGAGAAACCAAGAGGGUAUUAAAUGCGCGCGCAGAGACCCCAACCACCAUUUUCAGCUGAUCAGAGACGACACUAGUCCAUCCCCUCCCUCAUCUUCAUUUUUCUCUCUACACACUACACACUAGCUAGCUAUGAUGAGAUUCUGAGUAUCUCAAGAUCCGGAGAAAUAAUAAUGUGGAACUCGGCGGAGAACGCGUUUGCGAGGACGGCGUCGUUUCGGGUGGAGGGGGAGGACGAGGAGGCGCUGCGGUGGGCGGCGCUGGAGAGGCUGCCGACGUACUCCAGAGUCCGACGUGGCAUUUUCAAGAACAUCGUGGGAGAUACCAAGGAGGUUGACGUCAGCGAGCUGGAGGCUCAGGAGCUGAAGCUACUGCUCGAUCGGCUUGUUAACUCGGCUGAAGAUGACCCCGAGCACUUCUUUGAGAAAAUGCGACUCAGAUUUAACGCAGUAGAUUUGGAGUUUCCGAAGAUCGAGGUGCGGUUUCAGAAUUUGAACGUUGAAGCUUUCGUCCAUGUGGGAAGCAGAGCACUGCCAACUAUUCCGAAUUUCGUAUUCAAUAUGACCGAGGCACUUUUGAGGCAAUUACGGCUAUUAAGGAGCAAGAGAAGCAAAUUAACGAUUUUAGACAACAUUAGUGGGAUUAUAAGACCUUCAAGAUUGACGUUGUUAUUGGGUCCACCGAGCUCCGGCAAGACGACGCUACUAUUGGCUCUCGCCGGACGCCUUGGAACCGGUCUUCAGAUGUCAGGUAGCACAACAUACAAUGGCCAUGGCUUAAACGAGUUUGUGCCGCAGAGGACGUCGGCUUAUGUCAGUCAACAGGACUGGUUUGCGGCGGAGAUGACUGUAAGGGAGACUCUUGACUUUGCAGGACGGUGUCAAGGUGUUGGAUUCAAAUAUGAUAUGCUAGUAGAACUAGCAAGAAGAGAAAAGAUUGCGGGGAUAAAACCCGAUGGUGAUCUUGAUAUAUUCAUGAAGUCAUUAGCUCUUGGAGAGCAAGAGACAAGCCUUGUGGUAGAGUACAUCAUGAAGAUUUUAGGGUUGGACAUAUGCGCUGAUACGUUGGUAGGAGAUGAAAUGCUUAAAGGUAUAUCAGGGGGCCAAAAGAAGCGGCUUACUACAGGUGAAUUACUAGUAGGUCCAGCAAGAGUGUUGUUCAUGGAUGAAAUAUCAACUGGGCUCGAUAGUUCCACUACUUAUCAAAUCAUCAAGUAUCUUAGGCAUUCAACUUGUGCACUUGAUUCCACCACUGUUAUAUCUCUGCUUCAACCUGCUCCUGAGACCUACGAGUUGUUUGAUGAUGUUAUACUUUUGUGUGAGGGCCAGAUAGUGUUUCAGGGACCCCGGGAAGCUGCACUUGAUUUCUUUUCAUACAUGGGGUUUAGAUGUCCCUGCCGAAAGAAUGUGGCAGACUUCUUGCAAGAAGUUAUAUCAAAGAAGGACCAAGAGCAGUACUGGUCCAAUCCUGAUCUUCCAUACCGCUAUAUACCACCAGCAAAGUUUGUUGAAGCUUUUCCUUCAUUUCAAGAUGGGAAGAAUUUGUCUGAAGAGUUGAAAGUUCCUUUUGAUAAACGCUAUAACCACCCUGCAGCUUUGGCGACUUCUCUCUAUGGCAUGAAGAGGAAGGAGCUUCUCAAGACAAGCUUUAACUGGCAAGUACUACUGAUGAAGCGGAAUGCAUUUAUUUAUAUUUUCAAAUUUGUUCAGCUUCUUUUGGUUGCUUUGAUCACAAUGAGUGUCUUCUGCCGGACAAAAAUGCACCAUGAUACAAUUGAUGAUGGAGGCUUAUAUCUCGGGGCACUAUACUUUUCCAUGGUUAUUAUUCUUUUUAAUGGCUUUACGGAGGUGCCAAUGUUGGUGGCCAAGCUUCCAGUGCUUUACAAGCAUAGGGACUUACACUUCUACCCAAGUUGGGUCUAUACUCUUCCUUCCUGGCUCUUGAGUAUUCCAAAUUCACUCAUAGAGUCUGGACUUUGGGUGGCAAUCACAUACUAUGUCAUUGGAUAUGAUCCCGCAAUUUCUAGAUUUUUUGGGCAGUUCUUGGUAUAUUUCCUUCUGCACCAGAUGUCCACAGCUCUCUUUCGUCUUAUGGGAUCCUUGGGUCGAAAUAUGAUAGUAGCCAACACCUUUGGAUCUUUUGCCAUGUUGGUUGUAAUGGCUCUUGGAGGAUUCAUCAUCUCUAGAGAUCAUAUACCAAAAUGGUGGAUUUGGGGUUUCUGGUUUUCUCCUUUGAUGUAUGCUCAAAAUGCUGCUUCUGUAAAUGAAUUCCUUGGACACUCCUGGAACACGGGACAUGGGUAUGAGACCGGUCUUUCAUUAGGUCAGUCAUUACUAAAAGCACGCAGUUUGUUUCCAGAGAGAUACUGGUAUUGGAUUGGUGCUGGUGCUUUGCUUGGCUAUACAGUUUUAUUCAAUUUACUAUUCACAUUCUUCCUUGCUUACCUCAACCCCUUGGGGAAGCAACAAGCUGUUGUGUCUAAGGAAGAGCUGGAAGAGAGAGAAAGGAGAAGAAAAGGGGAAAGUGUUGCUAUUGAGCUGAGACAGUACUUGAAUCAUUCACAGUCACUUAAUGGAAAAUACUUUAAGCAGAGAGGAAUGGUCCUCCCAUUUCAGCCACUUUCCAUGUCUUUCAGCAAUAUCAAUUACUAUGUUGAUGUCCCUCUGGAAUUGAAGCAGCAGGGAAUUCAAGAAGAGAGAUUGCAGCUCUUGGUUGAUGUCACUGGAGCAUUUAGGCCGGGGGUGCUUACAGCAUUGGUUGGAGUAAGUGGUGCUGGUAAAACCACCCUCAUGGACGUAUUGGCUGGUCGAAAAACUGGUGGGGUUAUAGAAGGAAGCAUACAUAUAUCUGGUCAUCCAAAAAGACAAGAAACUUUUGCAAGAAUUUCGGGUUACUGCGAGCAAUCUGAUAUUCACUCCCCGUGCUUGACUGUUGUUGAAUCGCUUCUGUUCUCUGUUUGGCUUCGCUUGCCAUCAGAUGUUGACUUGGAUACACGGAAGGCUUUUGUAGAGGAGGUGAUGGAACUUGUGGAGCUCACUCCAUUAAGUGGGGCACUGGUUGGUUUACCGGGGGUGAAUGGCUUGUCAACAGAACAACGAAAAAGGCUAACUAUAGCAGUGGAGCUGGUCGCUAACCCAUCCAUAGUAUUCAUGGAUGAACCCACAUCUGGGUUAGAUGCAAGGUCUGCAGCCAUUGUGAUGAGGACUGUGAGGAAUAUAGUCAAUACUGGACGUACUAUCGUAUGCACAAUCCACCAGCCUAGCAUAGACAUUUUUGAAUCCUUUGAUGAGCUUCUGUUUUUGAAGCGUGGCGGUCAGCUCAUAUAUGCUGGUCCACUUGGACCCAACUCUUGUGAACUCAUCAAGUACUUUGAGGCAAUUGAAGGAGUGCAAAAGAUCAGGCCUGGAUAUAAUCCUGCUGCAUGGAUGCUUGAUGUUACUUCUUCAACUGAAGAAAUCCGUCUGGGGGUGGAUUUUGCAGAUAUUUACAGAAGAUCAAAUUUGUUUCAACAAAACAAAGACUUGGUUGAAAACCUAAGCAAGCCGAGUACUAAUUCCAAAGAAUUAAACUUUCCAACCAAAUACUGUCAGACAUCAUUUGAACAAUUUCUCACUUGUCUAUGGAAGCAAAAUCUGUCUUAUUGGCGAAACCCUCAGUACACUGCAGUUCGUUUCUUUUACACUGUCAUCAUCUCCUUGAUGCUAGGAACAAUUUGUUGGAGAUUCGGGGCUAAGAGGGAGACCCAGCAGGACUUAUUAAAUGCCAUGGGAUCCUUGUAUGCAGCAAUCCUAUUUAGUGGAGUCACCAAUGCCACUGCUGUUCAACCUGUUGUUUCUAUAGAAAGAUUUGUCUCAUAUCGAGAGAGAGCUGCUGGGAUGUACUCGGCGUUACCAUUUGCAUUUGCUCAGGUUGCAAUAGAGUUCCCUUAUGUGUUUGCGCAAGCGGUCAUCUACUGCACAAUUUUCUACUCCACGGCUGCAUUUGACUGGACACUUUUAAAGUUUGUUUGGUACUUAUUCUUCAUGUAUUUCACAAUGCUAUACUUCACCUUUUACGGAAUGAUGACAACAGCGGUCACACCAAAUCAUAACGUAGCUGCCAUAAUUGCUGCUCCAUUUUACAUGCUAUGGAAUCUUUUCAGCGGCUUCAUGAUUCCUCACAAGAGAAUUCCCGUAUGGUGGAGAUGGUAUUACUGGGCAAACCCUGUAGCCUGGAGUCUGUAUGGCCUGUUUGUUUCGCAGUACGGUGACGAUGACAGUCUUUUGACGCUAGCAGAUGGAGAAAGAACAAUGCCGGUAAGGCAGUUCCUCAAAGUUGGUUUUGGGUACAGGCAUGAUUUCCUAGGUGUAGCCGGAAUUAUGGUCGUCGGUUUCUGCAUACUUUUCGCAAUAAUUUUUGCCUAUGCAAUAAAAUCAUUCAACUUCCAGAGGAGAUGAUGACAAGUAAACAUCAUCUUUAUUUAUUAUACGUGUGAUUAGUUCAUUUCAUUGUAUGAAAACCACAUGAGCUUCUAAUGAACUAUUGAUGAAGUGUGUAUAGCUACAGGUAGAGAACAAAUUAACUGUUGUUUUUAGAGUAUGCAAAUAACAGCUACUGGGUAGCUGGAAAUUCUUAUGUGUAAACGGUAUUCAUGAUUUUGGUA
Molecule: messenger RNA, 4725 nt
Organism: Rosa rugosa (rugosa rose)
Lineage: Eukaryota; Viridiplantae; Streptophyta; Magnoliopsida; Rosales; Rosaceae
Product: ABC transporter G family member 32
Exons: 24
Coding region: 257-4519 (1420 amino acids)
Cellular component (GO): membrane
Molecular function (GO): ATP hydrolysis activity; ABC-type transporter activity; ATP binding
Source: RefSeq, a predicted model, not a curated record